Molecule: messenger RNA, 3167 nt
Organism: Cricetulus griseus (Chinese hamster)
Lineage: Eukaryota; Metazoa; Chordata; Mammalia; Rodentia; Cricetidae
Source: RefSeq, a predicted model, not a curated record
CACCUCCCCGGUGGCCUUCCUGGCCUCGGGGUCUGUGCAGCCUCCACCAGCCGAGCGAUGCCCCGCGGCGUGCGAGUGCUCCGAGGCGGCGCGUACAGUCAAAUGCGUUAACCGCAACCUGAUGGAGGUGCCCGGGGAUCUGCCUUCUUAUGUUCGCAACCUCUUCCUCACCGGCAACCAGAUGACGGUCCUCCCGGCUGGCGCUUUCGCCCGGCGGCCGCCUCUGGUGGACCUGGAAACGCUCAACCUAAGUGGCAACCACCUGAAGGAGGUGUGUGCGGGUGCCUUCGACCAUCUGCCGGGCCUGCGCCACCUCGACCUCAGCCACAACCCUCUCACCAACCUCAGCGCCUUCGCCUUUGCGGGCAGCAACGCCAGCGUCUCGGCCCCCAGCUCCCUGGUGGAGCUGAUCCUGAACCACAUCGUGCCCCCUGAGGAUCAGCGGCAGAAUGGAAGCUUCGAGGGCAUGGUGGCCUUCGAGGGCAUGGUGGCAGCUGCCCUGCGCUCAGGCCUUGCGCUGCAAGGGCUUCAUCACCUGGAGCUGGCCAGCAAUCACUUCCUUUACCUGCCUCGGGACUUACUAGCCCAGCUGCCCAGUCUCAAGCACCUGGACCUUCGGAACAACUCCCUGGUGAGCCUGACCUAUGCAUCCUUUCGCAACCUGACACACCUCGAAAAACUCCACUUGGAGGACAACGCCCUCAAGGUCCUUCACAACUCCACUUUGGCCGAAUGGCAAGGCCUGGCUCAUGUCAAGGUGUACCUGGACAACAAUCCCUGGGUUUGCGACUGCUACAUGGCUGACAUGGUGGCCUGGCUUAAAGAGACAGAGGUGGUGCCGGAUAAAGCCAGGCUCACCUGUGCAUUCCCAGAAAAAAUGAGGAAUCGUGCCCUCUUGGACCUCAACAGCUCUGACCUGGACUGUGACGCUAUCCUUCCCCCAUCCCUGCAGACUUCCUAUGUCUUCCUAGGUAUUGUUUUAGCUCUGAUAGGCGCUAUUUUCCUCCUCGUUUUGUAUUUGAACCGUAAAGGCAUUAAAAAGUGGAUGCAUAACAUCAGAGAUGCCUGCAGGGAUCACAUGGAAGGGUAUCAUUACAGAUACGAAAUCAAUGCGGACCCCAGGUUAACAAACCUCAGUUCCAACUCGGAUGUCUGAGAAGCAGGACUGGUCAAGGACAGCUCUGCAUGAGGUGUAGACUUCAAGUUUUUAUGUUUUGUUUUGUUUUUUUGUUCUUUCUUUACUAGGCUUGCUCCACUUCCACCCUCCACCAUGGACACCAAUGACUUUGACUGAAAGCAGUGAAGGGAUUUUGCUUCCUUGUUAUGUAAAACUCUUGGUGUGUUCUGUUAAUGUAAGAACAUGAACAACUGUGCAUACAGUGUUUAUUUACCCUUUUCCUUUCAGUACUCCUCGAUGCCUGCGGAGGGAUUUUUUUUCCCCCAAAAGUUCCAGCAUGGACAUGGACUCUUCCUUUAUUCAGUUCAAGUUGUAGCACAGAUAGCAUUCAACGGAAGCUGCCUCAAGUUUUUUGAGAAAAAUACUUUUUUCAUAAAUAUGAGUUUCAUCCUCAUCUACAUAAACUAUGGAGAAAAUAAUUGCAUCCCUAAACUGCCUGCAGACCUUAGCAAGCUCUUCCAUAGAACCUAGUGCACAGGUGCGCCUGCAUCCGAGAGCAUGCUUACAUUUUACUGUUCUGCAUAUUAAAGAAAAAUUGCAACUUCAGAUAACUUCUUUGACAAACUAAAUUACUUUUUGAUUGCAGUUUAUAGGAAACUGACCUAAGGGUUUUUCCGUUUUUUGUUUUUGUUUUUUUUUUUUUUUUAUAAACUGCAUUGAGAUCCAACAGACUGGAUUGUUUAAAAAAAAAAUCAAUAAAGAGUCUGAAAAGAAGCCUGAUGUGUUCAAGUUUGGUAUUUUGAAGCGAGGAUUAAAGGCAAUGAUACUGAAUGGUCUUGGUUCAGAUGAGAAAUCAUUAGUCAGCAGACCUGAGACCAAACUGGAGCAGUGUCUUAUAUACAUUGACACGAUAGUGCUGAAAUGGUGGAUUCUUUUAGGGCUUCAAUAGAAUUAAAAUUAUUACAGGGCCAGACUAUUAAAGGUCCCCAAGUUAAUGGUGUUCAGCGUUGUGAAGCUGGCAAUAGUAAAGAGUUCUUUACGGUAAACGCCUCACAGCUGCCACUUUGUAUAGACUAAUGACGUUGUUACGACAGAAAUAAUAUUAAAACUGAAUGAAGUUGCUCCGUGGAAUUUUAGAGCCAAGUGUGAGCUGAAGUGGCAACAAAUGUGUGAAAAUGAAGUAUCUUAAAAUAUUCUAGAAUAAAAUAUUUUAAAACACAAAAUAUUUUCAGAGGUCACAAAUCAGAAGUCAGAGUCAUGAGAAUAUUUUUUAAAAAAUUCAAAGUGGACCAAAGAAUGUAUUUUUAAAAUUACCAUGACUGCAUUUAAGCUUAAAUAAAUGACCAGAGAUAAAUAUUUGUAUCUAGGAACAAGUGUCAUAAGUAAUUAUUGGGUUUUUAUGCUCAGUAUUUUAAGAAUUUGAGGGCUUUUUUAAAAAGGCUAAGCCCUGAGCACGAUGGAAGUGUAUAUACCCCCAUAAGGAAAAAAACUAUAUUUAGAUAUAAAUUAUAGCAAUUCUUCAUUAAUAUUCUUGUUGUCCUUUACUUUUCUAGACAUCUCUAAUCCCCCGCCCCCUGUCCGCAUUGGCCAGUUACGGUAAACAGUAAAUUCCAUUAAUCUGUCUCCAAGUCAGUAAAUAAAGGAACUUAAAUUUAGCCAUUAUUCCCCAACUUAAAAUAGGAGGACACUUGCAUCAGUAAACUUCAGGACCUGUUUUCCUUUUAAGUGAUUCAUGUCUACAGGAUUUUACAUUUGAAAUAAAACUUACACUUUGCUAUUUUUAAGUAGAGUAGCUCGUACCUUAAGUGAUAAACUCUUUUGCAGACUACUUCUUGCUGUUGAAUUCAGAAUUUUUCAAAACUAUGUGAAUCUGUUUGUUAUUCAGAAUUGGUUAUAUAGUCUAGUCAGAAUAUGGGGGUUUAGGACCUUCAGCUCUGUAUAGCUUAUUUUGUGAAAUAGUCUUCAUUAUUUAUGGGUAAUAUUUCUGUUCCUAUAAUUACCUGAGUAAAAGGCUAUGGUACUUAGAGUUUCAUUAAACAUGUUAAGUGUU